Messenger RNA from Hepatospora eriocheir, 237 nucleotides. Lineage: Eukaryota; Fungi; Microsporidia; Hepatosporidae. The record is from the annotation of a GenBank genome assembly.
AUGAAUAAUGACAUGAAAAACUUGUAUUUUUUGUUAAUAACAAACAAACAAAAGAAUGUAGAUGCUAAGAAACUUGCACUAAAUAUCCUUUUCUCUUUACUAAAUAAAUCCUCAAAAUAUGAACCAAACCCCUUUAAAAAUCCAAUCAUCAAGAAAAACAUGAGAUUAGAAAAAGCAUAUGGAAAUGUAAAGCUUUUAGGGUCUAAAAUUAUUGAUAAAAACUUAGUCAUUGCAUAA